CGGCCGCGCUUCUCCUCCCCCUCCUCCAGCUGGCCGCAAGUGCCAGGUGUGGCGCUCCCGAGGUGCGCGGGCAUCGACGGAACAGGUGACAGUGGCCCCUGACAUUUAUGGGAUCACAGACCAAGAAAGUCCUGCUAACCCCCCUCAUGCACUCAGCUCGCCCUUUCCGGGUCUCCAACCAUGACAGAAGCAGCCGGCGAGGGGUGAUGGCCAACAGUCUGAAGGAGCUUCUUAGCAAGACCCUGGAUGCCUUAGUUAUCACCAGCGGACUGGUCACUUUGGUGCUGGAGGAAGAUGGAACCGUGGUGGAUACGGAAGAGUUCUUUCAGACCUUAGGAGACAACACACAUUUCAUGAUCUUGGAGAAAGGGCAGAGGUGGACACCGGGUGGUAACCACGUCCCAGCCCGCCAGCAGCCAAAGAAAUCGGGAAUAGCAAGAGUCACCUUCGACUUGUACAAGCUGAAUCCCAAGGAUGUCAUUGGCUGCCUCAACGUGAAGGCCACCAUGUAUGAGAUGUAUUCGGUGUCCUACGACAUCCGGUGCACGGGAGUCAAAGCCCUGCUGAGGAGCCUGCUGCGGGUCCUGUCCCACGCCGCCCAGGUGACCGGACAGUUGCUCAUCUACAUCGGCACGUACAUGCUCCAAGUGCUGGGUGACAUGGACGAGCAGAGCCCUCCCCGGUCACACUCCAGACGCGGGUUCACAAGUGGCUAAGGAUGCACGCUGCAGGGGACCCAGCCGGCUCUCGACCCAAGUAUUCGCUCUCAGAUGACGAAUUUUGAAGAUGCUUCUGUUCUAAACCACGGGCACUUGCACAAGGCCGGUCACUUGUACUGGGGGGUGGCAUGCAGGGGAAGGUGGAGGGGUGGAGGCACACGAAAUGGGGGCUGCAGGAGGGGACGCCCUGAGGGGAGGAGAUUCGUAGGGGCCUCCGUGGGGACAGGAAGGACCAAAGGGCAGGCUAGUGUGGUGGCCCCGGAGCCGCACAAACCUGGGUUAGGCCUCUCAGCUCCUCACCUCCUGCAAUAAACCGAUAGAUCGCAAGAGCUA
This is a messenger RNA of Lynx canadensis (Canada lynx), 1052 nucleotides long. It is a transcript of the gene CIDEA, whose product is annotated as cell death inducing DFFA like effector a. The transcript is spliced from 5 exons. Lineage: Eukaryota; Metazoa; Chordata; Mammalia; Carnivora; Felidae. Gene Ontology annotation, cellular component: lipid droplet. Bases 108 to 716 code for a protein of 202 amino acids. The record is from RefSeq and is a predicted model, not a curated record. Gene Ontology annotation, biological process: regulation of apoptotic process; apoptotic process; lipid storage.